Messenger RNA from Acinonyx jubatus (cheetah), 2202 nucleotides. RefSeq names its product electron transfer flavoprotein dehydrogenase (gene ETFDH). NCBI's taxonomy places the organism in Eukaryota, Metazoa, Chordata, Mammalia, Carnivora, Felidae. The record is from RefSeq and is a predicted model, not a curated record. Gene Ontology annotation, molecular function: iron-sulfur cluster binding; electron-transferring-flavoprotein dehydrogenase activity. The transcript has 13 exons. The coding region runs from base 179 to 2032 and encodes 617 amino acids. Gene Ontology annotation, biological process: electron transport chain. Gene Ontology annotation, cellular component: mitochondrial inner membrane.
AGAGGCGGGAACACGGUGAAGCUACAGUGUUGGGCCGGACUCUAGGCAAACUUCAGCGGAGGUGUUGCUCCUUCUUGGCAGGUGAUGGCGCCCCCCGCGGCCUAGAGGUCCAGCGCCCGCGGCGAGCCACAGACAGCCCUUCCGUUGUGUCCCACCGACAGUCCUGGGAACAGUGAAUAUGUUGGUGCCGCUAGCCAAGCUGUCCUGCCCGGCAUAUCAGUGCUUUCAUGCCUUAAAAAUUAAGAAAAGUUAUCUACCUCUGUGUGGUACAAGAUGGUCUUCAACUUCUGUUGUACCUCGAAUUACUACCCACUAUACUAUUUAUCCCCGGGAUAAAGACAAGCGAUGGGAAGGAGUGAACAUGGAGAGGUUUGCGGAAGAAGCAGAUGUAGUUAUCGUUGGCGCAGGCCCCGCAGGACUCUCUGCAGCAGUCCGUCUAAAGCAGCUGGCUACUAAACAUGAAAAGGACAUCCGUGUGUGUCUCGUAGAGAAAGCUGCUCAAAUAGGAGCUCAUACUCUCUCAGGGGCCUGCCUGGAUCCACGUGCUUUUGAAGAAUUAUUCCCAGACUGGAAGGAGAAGGGAGCUCCACUUAACACUCCCGUAACAGAAGACAGAUUUGGAAUUUUAACGGAGAAAUACAGAAUUCCAGUGCCAAUUCUUCCAGGUCUUCCAAUGAAUAAUCAUGGCAAUUACAUUGUCCGCUUGGGACAUUUAGUAAGCUGGAUGGGAGAACAAGCAGAAGCCCUUGGUGUUGAAGUAUACCCUGGUUAUGCUGCUGCUGAGGUCCUUUUUCAUGAAGAUGGUAGUGUAAAGGGGAUUGCCACUAACGAUGUAGGGAUACAAAAGGAUGGUGCCCCAAAGACAACAUUUGAGCGAGGACUAGAAUUACAUGCCAAAGUUACAAUUUUUGCAGAGGGUUGCCAUGGACAUCUAGCCAAGCAACUAUAUAAGAAGUUUGAUUUGAGAGCCAACUGUGAUCCCCAAACCUAUGGAAUUGGACUCAAGGAGUUAUGGAUUAUUGAUGAAAAGAAGUGGAAACCUGGAAGAGUAGAUCACACUGUUGGUUGGCCCUUGGACAGACAUACUUAUGGAGGCUCUUUCCUCUACCAUUUAAAUGAAGGUGAACCUCUGGUAGCUCUUGGUUUUGUGGUUGGUCUAGACUACCAGAAUCCGUAUCUGAGCCCGUUUAGAGAGUUCCAGAGGUGGAAACACCAUCCCAGCAUUCGGCCGACAUUGGAAGGUGGAAAAAGAAUUGCAUAUGGAGCCAGAGCUCUGAAUGAAGGUGGCUUUCAGUCUAUACCAAAGCUCACCUUUCCUGGUGGUUUACUAAUUGGUUGUAGCCCUGGUUUCAUGAAUGUUCCCAAGAUCAAAGGUUCCCACACAGCAAUGAAAAGUGGAAUUUUGGCAGCAGAAUCUAUUUUUAAUCAACUAACUGGUGAAAAUCUCCAAUCAAAGACAAUAGGACUCCAUGUAACUGAGUAUGAGGACAAUUUGAAGAAAUCAUGGGUGUGGAAAGAGCUAUAUUCUGUUAGAAAUAUAAGACCAUCCUGCCAUGGAAUACUGGGUGUAUAUGGAGGGAUGAUUUACACUGGAAUCUUUUACUGGAUACUUAGAGGAAUGGAGCCAUGGACUCUAAAACAUAAAGGUUCUGACUCUGAUCAGCUCAAGCCAGCCAAGGACUGCACACCUAUUGAGUAUCCAAAACCUGAUGGACAGAUCAGCUUUGACCUUUUGUCAUCUGUGGCCCUAAGUGGUACUAAUCAUGAACAUGACCAGCCAGCACAUUUAACCUUAAAGGAUGACAGUAUUCCUGUAAACAGAAAUCUGUCAAUAUAUGAUGGACCAGAACAGCGAUUUUGCCCUGCAGGAGUUUAUGAAUUUGUACCUUUGGAACAAGGUGAUGGAUUUCGGUUACAGAUAAAUGCUCAGAAUUGUGUGCAUUGUAAAACAUGUGAUAUUAAAGAUCCAAGUCAGAAUAUUAACUGGGUGGUACCUGAAGGCGGUGGAGGACCUGCUUACAAUGGAAUGUAAACUGCAACUGAUUUCAUUUGCAGGCACUUGUGAGAGUUUCUUUAAAAUGUAUGGCAAGCUAACUAAACAUUUAGAAGUCAACAGGUUGUCAAACUAUCUUACCACAUAUUACUGAUCAGAAUGUUCAUAAAAUUAUCAACGAAAUAAAAAUUUUAUACUUACACCUAAAA